UGAGGAGGAACCUGUUUUCUAUAAAAACACUGAUUUGAAUUCAUGGUGUAAAAGCUCCUGAAGCGUUUGGAGCUGCAGACCUCAGAUCUGUGCCUCAGCUGCUGGAUUCAGCUUUUUGUUUUUCUGCCUCAUCCCUGCGUGUCUGGUUUAGGUUAGUGUCUCCCGUGCGCUCUGAUUGGCUGAGCCUCUGGACUGGAGGGUUUGAUUUCACCACACCCUGCGAUCAAUCUUAUUCUAGGCACUUUUCUGAGCGUCAGCCUGAGGCGCACCGACGGGACACAGCAGGAUUAUUAUUUAAUUUCGACUCCUUAAAAGGGAUUUUAAAAUCAUUGAAUUCAAAUUGUAUUCAUCUCUCUGGUUUUCAUUGUAGUUUUUAACAUCUUUACUUUUUUAAGACUUUCACUGAGGAGGAAACUUUAUUUCUUGAGUUUGAAUGUUUUUUCUGGUGCGUAAUUCUUCUUCUUCUUAACUUUCUCAAACUGUGCAUUGGAUUUUUGAAUUUUUGCAAUCGGAGAAUUAAUCCACGAUCCUCCACGAGUCUCCAGAAGAAGCGAAUUUCUUUUCUUUUAGUUUUUCUGGAGUGCGUAAAAGCGCGCGGGGGCUCCACAUGGCGCACAUGUGCAGGCAGCUGAUCGGCGGCGCGGCGAGCUGCGCGGGCUGGGUCGGGGUCAUCGUCGGCACGAUCACUAACGACUGGGUUCGGACCUGCGACUACGCGGUGGCCACCUGCGUGCGCAUGGACGAGCUGGGCUCCAGGGGCCUCUGGGCGGAGUGCGUCAUCUCCCCCGCGCUUUCCCACUGCGUCGCCCUCAGCCAGAUCCUCAGUCUGCCAGCCUACGUGCAGACGUCUCGUGCACUGAUGAUCUGCGCGUGCCUGCUCGGUCUCCCCGCCAUGCUGCUCGUGGUCAUGGCGAUGUCGUGCGUGCGGCUGCAGAAUGACACUGCGGCCGUGAAGCUGCGCCGCGCACGCGUGGGAGGAGUCCUGUUCAUCCUUAUGGCUGUGUGUGGCAUCAUAUCCACCGUUUGGUUUCCUAUCGGCGCUCACCAAGACGAGGGGCUGAUGUCUUUUGGCUUCUCGCUCUACGCCGGCUGGGUCGGCUCCGGUCUCUGCCUCGUGGGCGGCUGCAUGAUCUUGUGUUGCCACGGCAGCGACCCGCGGACCCCGAGCAGAGAGAACAGCUUCUACUACUCCAGACAGCGGGGGACGGCCUCGCCGAUGGACCCCCCCGCCAACCACGCCAAGAGCGCCAUGGUGUAGAGGUCUGGAAGUCGUCUCAUGGACUGUUCAUGAUUAUAAUCAAGUUGUGCAUUUAGAUGUUUCCCUUUCAUUUAGCUGAUGCAGAGCGAUUAAGUACACGUGUUAACGAGUUAACAGCCACAGUUAGAUACUUUACAUCAAGGCAGGAAUCAUCUAAUUGGUUGAAUUGAAGCUCACUGGGUGGAGCCAGUGAAAUGAGAUUAUUGUUAUUGUUUCACAAAGUUAAACUCUGAUAAGAACAAGAAGGACAUUUUGUGACUAUUCACACUAAUUAAAGACGUUUAUCCACAUAUGUUUCUGCACUUAUUACUUCUACUGCUCUUGGUUCAGCAACAUACGGACAAAAGACUGUAAAUAAAGAUGGACGACAUGACAGCUCCCAAAAGUGAAGCCAAAGCGCCUCGAUCGCCACCUAGAGGCCGGUUAGAGUUAUAAACCCCACCUCCUCCAUGUUAGCAGACGGGACAUGGACCAAAC
Hippoglossus stenolepis (Pacific halibut) is the source of this 1735-nucleotide messenger RNA. RefSeq names its product claudin 11b (gene cldn11b). The record is from RefSeq and is a predicted model, not a curated record. Bases 608 to 1258 code for a protein of 216 amino acids. The transcript has 3 exons. Gene Ontology annotation, cellular component: plasma membrane; bicellular tight junction. NCBI's taxonomy places the organism in Eukaryota, Metazoa, Chordata, Actinopteri, Pleuronectiformes, Pleuronectidae. Gene Ontology annotation, molecular function: structural molecule activity. Gene Ontology annotation, biological process: bicellular tight junction assembly; cell adhesion.